Messenger RNA from Postia placenta MAD-698-R-SB12, 375 nucleotides. RefSeq lists its product as hypothetical. Bases 1 to 375 code for a protein of 124 amino acids. NCBI's taxonomy places the organism in Eukaryota, Fungi, Basidiomycota, Agaricomycetes, Polyporales, Adustoporiaceae. The record is from RefSeq and is a predicted model, not a curated record. The transcript has 2 exons.
AUGAUGAAAUUCUCUGGGGCACUACCGUGGAAAUAUCACAUCGACCUUGAAUACUUCGAGCAGCGCGCCGUCGAGUUCUACUUCAACAAGGGCGGGAAGAUCGAAUAUGCGCUGGACCUGAUCACUUCGUUGGACCAGCUCAUCGCGGAGUUAGAGAGCGGCGAAGAAACGAUUGAACAGGCCCACGGAUAUCUACCGGCAUGCGUCAAUGACAGAGAGAAGAGAAAUAGGCGCAUGUUCUUCGGGGAGAUGUACGACGGAUCCGACGAGGAAGAUGUUGUGGAAGAGACGAUAAAAUGGGUUCAGGAGUGGAUGAAGGCGACGUCGAAGAGGAUCUUGAGGACGGUAAAUGACCGAGAACGAAAAUGGUGGUGA